CGGCAGCAGCAAGAGGAGGAGGAGGAGGAGGAAGAAGAGGAGGAGGAGGAGCGGGAGCCGCGGACCGGCGCCUCCCCGCAGCCCCGCCGCUGGGCCCCGCCGGCGCCCCCCAUGCCCGUGUGGUGCUGCCGCUGCUCCCUGGCCGGUCCCGUCAGAAAUUACAGCAGCCCUGAAACUGAAGGACAGCUUUUGAAUUCCUUCGUCCAGUAUUUUGGUGACAGCCUUGGGAGGAAGAUUAAAAGAAUGCCUUUAAUAGAAGAAACUGUUCUGCCUGGGGACUCUCUCCUUACUCUGCCUGUAGUAAUAAUAGGAAAUGGACCUUCAGGAAUUUGUCUUUCGUACCUGCUGUCUGGGUACAGGCCAUAUUUGUCUCCUGAAGCUGUACAUCCAAACCCCAUUCUACAUACAAAACUAGAAGAAGCUCGACAUCUUUCCAUUGUUGAUCAGGAUCUAGAGUACCUGUCUGAAGGCCUCGAAGGACGCUCUUCAAACCCAGUUGCUGUGCUUUUUGAUACACUCCUGCAUCCUGAUGCUGACUUUGGGUAUGACUACCCACCAGUUUUGCACUGGAAGCUAGAGCAACAUAAUUAUAUUCCUCAUAUAGUGCUUGGUAAAGGACCACCUGGUGGGGCUUGGCAUUCCAUGGAAGGCUCUAUGCUAACAAUCAGUUUUGGAGACUGGAUGGAACUUCCUGGGCUCACCUUUAAGGAGUGGGCAGCUAGCAAGCGCAGAAAUAUAAAGAGUGACCGCGUAAUGCCAGAAGAAAUUGCUUGCUAUUAUAAACACUAUGUUAAAGUCAUGGGCCUCCAGAAGAAUUUCAGAGACAAUGUUUAUAUAACAUCAGUAUCCAGGCUUUAUCGAGGAGAGGAUGAUGAAAAUAGAAGUCAACUUAGUGAAGAUAUUUCAACGCAGCAUUUGGAAAUGGAAGAUGGACAGAAAUCACUGAUCAAGCGAAACUGGGAAGUUAGAGGUUAUCAGCGAGCGACGGAUGGUUCUCAUGUGCCCUUCUGCCUCUUUGCUGAGAAUGUGGCUCUUGCCACUGGAAGCUUUGAUUCUCCUGGCCGACUACAAGUUGAAGGAGAAGACUUCCCUUUUGUGCUUCAUUCCAUGUCUGACUUUGGGGCUGCUAUCAGCAAAGGAAAGCUACGUGGGAAAGCAGACCCUGUAUUAAUUGUGGGUGCCGGACUUACAGCAGCUGAUGCAGUACUGUGUGCCUACAACAACAACAUCCCAGUAAUUCACGUGUUUCGUAGAAGAGUUACUGAUACAAGCCUGAUUUUCAAACAGUUACCUAAAAAGCUUUACCCUGAAUACCAUAAGGUCUAUCAUAUGAUGUGUACUCAGUCACACACUGUGGACUCUAAUCUGCAUUCUGCUUACACUAGUUUCCCUGAACACAAUGUACUUUCCUUCAAGCCUGAAAUGAAAUGUGUUCUUCAGAGUGCCUCUGGACUGAAGAAAAUUCUGAAGUUUUCUGUAGCCUUAGUUCUGAUAGGUUCUCACCCAAAUCUUUUCUUUCUGAAGGACCAAGGACAUAGCAUAGGUCAUCACUUAAAUCAGCCCAUCACAUGCAAGGGGAAUCCUAUAGAGAUUGAUCCAUAUACUUAUGAAUGCACUAAAGAAGCAAACCUCUUUGCUUUAGGUCCUCUGGUUGGAGACAAUUUUGUACGGUUUUUAAAAGGAGGUGCACUGGGCAUUGCACGAUGCUUGGCAAUAAGACAAAAGAAGAAACAUGAAUUGAUUGAAAGUGGGGAUGGAGGAGGUGAUGGGGUACCUUAAAUAAGGCUUUAGAAACUUUCACAUACGAAAUUAGACGUAGUCUAACAAAGUACUGACAGCAAAAGUUGUUAGCAGUCAUAUUUCUGUAUACAAGUAACCUGUACUUGUAUUGUUUGGUAAAGGAUGCUAAUACCACUAUACUUCCUUUUCAAAAUACAAAAAUGUGAUCUGCUGUUACAACUGAUCUCUACUCCACUGGAAUUACUUCCAGAGAAACAGAAAAUGAGACUAACUUCUAUUGACCUGCCUGUCAUCUCUUGCUCAGCUUGAAAGAGCAGACUUCCUCUGGGAAAAGCAAUGCAUGCCAGAGUGGGUUUAUCUUGUAGUGUCAAACCUGACAAAAUAUUCUUAUCCUGAAAUUAAGAUAAUUUUUAAAAGCAGAAGACUCCUAGUACAAAGUGAUUCUUGGUCCCAAAGCAGAUUUGGAGCCUUCUGUUUGAAGUGAGGGUUUUAUUUAUUUGCCAUAGUAACGCAGAAAGAAUGAGCACUUAGUAAAAUGGUUUUACUAUAAAAAGGAUUUCUCUAAGCAGAGAAGUAUUGGUCAACAGUUCCAAAUUAUUCAACUUGGAAAUUGGAAUAAAAGAACAGGCAUUCCAGUUUAAUCUUCAGUGCAUGAUUUGACGAUUCAUUCAUGUUUUUUCACACUAUGCCUAGAUUUUGGUGAGUGCAGAAAGACUGACGUGAGAUGUUCCCCUUCAGUGAUGUGUAUGUUCUGAGAAUACUCAUCAACAUAAACAAUAAAGUACUGAUGUAAGUGCUCUUAUUACAGUGUCAAUAUAAUGAAUAGUGUACUACUGAAAAAGAAAUCUAAGUACAUGAGAAAGCUUUUCAAUUUUUUGCCUUUUAGCUCAGGAAGACUGAAUGGGAUCACUUGAGUGAUGAAGGUGGGUGGUAGUUAUUAGUGUCUCCCAUUUGGCCAAGUACUGGUUGUUUUUUCCUCCUAGAUCAGCACAUAACACAAACUAUUUUGCUUUGCAGGUUUUUUUUUUGGUUUUUUUUUUUGAAAUGUCAUGGAAAAGGAUUAUACUUGCAGCCAGCUUAAAGAAAACAAACAUAGUUCAUAUAAAAUACUAGUUUGCUAUAAAAUACAAAGGUUUAACAUGUACCUACCUCUGAAGUUUUGCAUUUCUGCUCCAUAAUGUAAGGCCUGGAUUUUUGUUUACCUAAACAUGUUCUAGGGUUAUUGGCUGUAGCAAGAUAAGCAACAGCCAGUUAGAGAAUUAUCAUCUAGAACUCUCAGUAGAUUAAUUGCUUGGUUUUGAUUCAUUACCACACACUUUAAUUCAGGUCCAUUGUGAUUGAACAGAUGGUACUACAUCUAGUUUUUCAUUUGGUUUUCAUUUUCAUUCUGUGUUGAAGAAUAUCUCAUAGUUUAAGAUACCGUAUGUGCAUGAUUAAAAUCUCCAUGCUAGAACUUGAGCAGAUUUUUAAAGGAAGUAAGUCUUAGGCUUAGACUUUGUGAAACUACUAGUGCUUGCUGGUAUCCCAGCUUAUUUUCCCCAAGUUGUAGAUACCUAUAUGCAACAAAUGCCUGCAUUCUGUGCCAACUGAGUUACUGGGUUCUGUGACUACUGCUGGCUUUUAUGUGUCUGAGUAAGGUAAUCAGACUUGCACAGACUAUAGUUGACAAAGCUGAGUAUGCAAAGAUUAAAAUGACUUUUUUCAGUGGAGGGCAAAAGUCAUUAUGAAAUGAUUCUACUACUGAUUAAUCUUAGUUUAGAGCCAACUGAAUUGCAUAAAUGCAAACAUAAGAAAGGCAGACUUUAUUUUCUGUAUUGCCUACAAGGUUGAAUUUAACCAUACAUUUUCAGUAGUUAAGAUUUUCUUAUACUGAUUUAAGCUGGCUUUAAUUAUGCUAAAUCUUAGGCUUAUUUAUAAAUGAAUUGAAAUUCUAUAAUUAGCCUUCUUUAGCAGAAACUGUAUGUAUAUAUAAAUCUAUCUUAAAACUGUGAUACCUAAUCAUUUCAACUGAGAAUUGGUGUUGCAAGUGAUAAAUACUUGAUUACAGAACUUUAUGGCAGUUAAUAUAUCGGGAAUACAUCUGCACUGUGAUUAAAUUCCUUCAGUUUUUGUAUAAAUAUAUAUUUCUAAAUACGACAUACUGCAGCAUGUUAGAGCAUAUCCCUUUGUCACCUGAAACAAAAUGCCAACAAAACAAGGGAAGCAAAGAACGAAGAGGUCCAAACAGCCAAAUCCCUAGCCUCAGCUGCUGCAGCUGUUCAUGGGCUGUACUCAUGGCAGCAACAAACAACGUGAGCGAUUUUUGUCCAGCCCAUUGUACAGGUAACUUUCCCAGCAGCAUUAUAAUACCUUGAGCUUUAAUUGCUUUCCUCUUUUUGUCAGUCUUCUCAGUACCUCUGAGAUAAAAUAGUAAGACAUGUUAGCUGGGCAGAGCAAUUUUCUCAGUGGUCGAGUUUAUUAGUCUGCCAGUAUAAAAUCACUUUUGACUGAAGCUGUACUAAAAAUCAUCCUGUUUCUUCUAGAAAUUGCUAGUUUUAAAGUUGCAGCUGGACUUUCUGACAUUUGGGUUUCUGACUAUCUGGGAGAUGUUUCCAUUGCUCUCCACUUAGGUAUGGCUGUAAGAAUAAGACGUAAAAAAUAAUUUAACUUGGUUAGGAUAGCUUUACCUUAAGAUAGUUUUACCUAAAGCAUUAUGAUAAUUACUCUAUUUAUUAUGAAUUAGAUGUUGGCACUGGAUAGCUCUUUUGGGGAAAUGUGUUCUCUCAAAUUUCAAAAAGAAUGUGUAUAUAUAUAUAUAUUUGAAUUUCCUUUAUGCUAUAAUAGUUCCCAACAGGGAAACUGUGUGCUUCCUUCAGCUCUUCUUUCAGUGAGAAAGAUAAGCUUUCAUAUACUGUGUGAAUAAGAAGGAUGCUUAUUACUUCAGCGUUAUUACUGAUACACGGGAAGAAUGUAACUUUUAACUAAAGGAAUUUUAUUUGGAUUUACAGAAUUUAUAAAGGUACGUUAACCAUGCUGUGUAUUUUGUAAAAGGCUAGUGUGGGAAAAUAUCUUUUGUAGUUGACUUUGGUUCUUAAUGCUGAAUGCAUCUCCUAACUAAAUUAUUAAGAUUAUUUUAAUUAGUAUCCAGCUGUGUUGGACUGGGGGCUAAGGCCUGUCAUAGUCUAUUUCCCUAACAAUCCAUCUAGGAUGUAGUUGUUUAACAAUGGGCAGCUCCUCAUGGAGGCACCUAACUGUGGUAAGAAAUUGCACAGCUUUUGGCAUCUGGUAGCUGAUCAACUUGUGCUUAAAGCAUUUUCCACAAAAGCAUGGCUUCAUUUUGCCCUGCUGAAUCAGUGCAGGAGUCCUUUCUGCAAGCAGCCCACGGAGUAGGUGACAGCAACGUCAGCCUGUUCUGGCUCUGAAGUAAAUGCAUGGCCUGGAGCUGGCAACCUUGGCUUGCCAAGAAAGAGCAUAGGAGCCAGGUGCAUAGGCUCCAGAAACAGAGCCUAUACAUUGAGUAAGGGACACCAAAGAGCAUCCCACGGCCAUGGGUCCUCAGCAGUGCAGUAGCUUGUCAGGGUACAGCCAUGGCCUGUUGUGUAGGUGCCUCUUUAAUGAUUAAUUCUUAGUGUGAUGGUUGCCUAACGAAAAACAUCAAUUCUGUAGAAGGAGAUGGCUGUAGGUUUUCAUGUAGCUUGAGAAUGAGGAAAAAAGGGUAAGAGCCAGGAAACUGGAAUAUUUAAUUUCUUCCAGCUUUGAACAAGGCCCAGACUUUGAGGAAGGCCUGGCUUGCACAGCCCAUAGAAGGGGAGGAAAGGAAUUUACCUCAUUAAAACCUGUUUUUAGGCAAGCUGCUCUUGAGAGAGAAGAAAAAGGGUGUAAGAUCUAUCAACUUCUGAGUCCUCUCUAAUAACAAGUAAUGACCAGUGAGAAACCAUCAGGAAAGCAGUCAGAACCCGAUCAAUAUUAACUGAAAAAUUAUAGGUGCCAAAGCAAGCCCCUGUAGUACUGAUAGGCUCUUGGUCUCCUCCCAUCCUCUUCUGUCUAGAUAUGCAAGCUGUGACAUCGAGCUGGAGUUGUGCUGGACUUGUUAGUCUAACCUGUUGCCAUAUGCUUUUAAUGGGCUCCUAAGGGAGGUUGUGCUGAAGUGCAACAUGUGGGAAGCCCUAAGCCUUGAUCCGAAAGGUGAUGUGCGAAGAGACGAGUCUUGGUUGCUCUGAUACAAUGCCGUAUUUUCCAUUUGUGAGAAACAAAGCUGGUAUUUUCAUGCAAUAGUGGAGUCUUGGCUUUAAAGCUGCUAGAUCACAGCUGCUUCUGAACUGCAUGAGGUAGCACACAUGUACCUUAAGGGCAGCUGAUCACAUAUGGAUAAUAAAACCCAGUAAUGAUUUCAUUUUGAAAAAGUUAUGGAACAAAAAAUGCUGGAAGAUUUAUACUGUUAGGUUUUAUUUUAGGUCAUAUUUUAGAACAUUCUGGCUAUGAUGGUUUUUAUCAGUGUUUUUUGUUGUUUGGUUGUUUGUUUUUUUGGGUGAGAGCAAGAUGGGAGCACAGUAGUUCAACUGAUAAAGUGUCUUUUGGAUAUCCACUUCUCCCUUUUCUUGCCUGACCCAAAAGAAAAUACAUGCUUUGUUUGAAAUGACCAUAAUACAUUCUAUUUAGUAGAAACAAUUUUUUUUUUUUGACAGAAGGCAAGGCCUUGGUGACAAUUGGGGUGACAAAUUUGAAGUUAGGUGCUGCGUUAUGAAUUCCUGUUUUUCUGAAAGACAACACUGUCUUUUGGGGAAUAUGGUGCACUUCUGGGCUGGUUGAGUUCAGCUAAUUCUCAAAGCUUGAGUUGCACUAGGAAAUGUGGGACCACAGAUCUGGUGUAAGGAACAAGGAUUGGGAUACAAUAUAAUUUAGUAAUUACAGUGAGUCUAAGCACUCUUCUAAAGAUGGCUUUGUCUUUGCAGGCACUAUGGAACAUUUCAGCUCAAGCAAGCUUAUUACCCUGAACUUGACUUCACGUUACACCCAUCUGCAUAUUGGGUGACUUUCCAACAAAGAUUAUUUUGUGCUCAUCGGGCAUAUUAAGCCCAACUCUUACAACCUGGUGACCAUAGUAGAGAGGAGAAAAAAAAAGACUUCAUAUUCUUAGCUCUCCUAUCAUUUUGAAUCAACUUGUUUUGGAGAUCCAUUAUGGAUCCAUAUCAUAAUUUCAUCAAAUUUGCAUUUUUUUCCUCUCUCUCCCCAUUAUGAGAUCAGUAGCAAUGUGCAUACAUCAGCCUGCGUUGUCUACAGUGGAUGCUCCAAACUGAAAUUCAGCUUUGUUCCUGGACACCCUCUGCAGACCUCUAUGCCAGCAUGAAGACAAUGAAAACAUAACACAAAAUAGUAUAGAAUCCCAGCAUUUCAUUAUAUGUAUUUCCAUUUUUUUAAUGGAUAUAUAAGGAAGUUGCCCACAAUCUAAAGCUAGGGACAAGGAGAUGAUUGAUUUGGUAGACUUCUGAAGGUUGCUCUGAGCGGAGGGAAGUGAUUCACUUUUAAUUCUAGGACCAGCUUCUAUGUGAACACUGAGAUGCCCUUUUCCAAUAACUGAUCCCGUUACCUUAUAUCUACUUGGCAAAAUUUGGAAAGUCAGUACUCCAACCUUGCCCAUUGCUGUUGGUUCUGGUAUUCUGGUUGUCGAAUUGCAGUUCUAAAUGCAGAGCUAACCUUUUAUGUUCUCCCACCCUUGUUUUUUUCCUCACACAUGAUGUAUCUGGAGCUUGAGGUACUAAGUAAACAUUUCCAUGUGUUGUGCCUCACUAUUUCUGCUUUUGCUGAAGUAUGUUUGGGUCAUCCCCUUUUUCAGAUGUUCAGCAUAAACAACUUGUAGAGAAUAUCUGCUGUCAGCUUAAAUAUAUUCUCCUUUUGAACUGUGAGCAAAACCUCAGCCUUGAUUAGAUGAUAGCACCUACCAGAGGCAUGCAUGUGAAGCUUGUUUUAUCUUCAUGUGUGAAAACUGAUGACAGAUGAAAGUCUAAAGGAAUAAUACAGGAAGAGUUUCAGCUGAAAGAAGGCAAUUACCGGUCCAGAGAAGUGGGGAACUCUUGGGGGGAGGGAACUGUGGAGAGGCAAAGGCGUUCAGAGUGCUGUUGUGUUCAGAAAGGGGGAAGAGAAGUUCUUGUAUGGAUCUGGUGCUGUAGCUGAUGCUUGAGGGAGAUUACAAUGGUCAAAACUGGGGCAGAAGGAUGCGAGCAGAGUGCUGAAGCAAGUGGCAGGGCAAGUUGCUGGUUGGGGAGACUGGGAAAUGGUUGGCAAAAAUCAGAUUUACCUCACUAGUAUGUGGUCAUGAAAGACUUGUACAAAGAGGAGUGAGGAAUACAGUGGUCGGGCAGCUGAUGCAGGUUUCGCCACGUUUGGAUUAGGUUCGAAGACAGCAGCACAAACAGGGUGCAGUCAGAAGUAGCCAAACACUGGAGUGGCCAAAUGUGGUUGUGGGUAGAUUCAGGAACUUGAAUGGAGCAAGAGAAGGGGAAGUUGUAUGGGAGGGAAAGUGAUGGGGAAGAGACAGUUUAAUCAUCAAGCACAAAAAGCUUUCUUUACAGAACGGAUUGAUGCUAGGAGAUCUGGGUGGGGGUAGAUCUUAUAACUGAUGUACCAGGUGAAGUUGGUGUAGAGGCUUCUACAUGUGGAACGUGGUGAAGGACUGGAGGUCAGCAGACAGGACACUGAAGCUGAUGACAAAUGCUUUUUUAGAUUACAGGAAUUAGUGCAAUGACACAGAAGAGGCCAGCCCUGCCACCCACCCUGCUGCACCAGCCCUAAGAGAAGACUCUAGUUAAAGUGUACAAUGAAAGCUGGGAGGAUUCUCAUUGGUGUGAGAGGUCAAAAAUAGAGCAUAAUCUUCAGCAGUGAGAAGGAAAAUAUAUUGGUAGUCCUGUAAAAGAAAAAAAA
Molecule: messenger RNA, 8637 nt
Organism: Anas platyrhynchos (mallard)
Lineage: Eukaryota; Metazoa; Chordata; Aves; Anseriformes; Anatidae
Gene: OSGIN2
Product: oxidative stress induced growth inhibitor family member 2
Biological process (GO): negative regulation of cell growth
Molecular function (GO): growth factor activity
Source: RefSeq, a predicted model, not a curated record